GAGCGGCUGCAGCAGCAUGGGGUACAGGAGCUGAGCGCGCUGCCAACGGGUCUCGGUUUCUGCUCCUCAUUGUCACUUGAUUGCUGUGUCUAUCUGGCUGGCACUUCCCUCUGCCCCUCCCCCACCCAUCCUCCCCGCACUGCACCCUCUCACUGCAUAUGCACUGCACCUUCCUCCCUUCCCUGUGCAGUGCAUGCUCUGCACCUCCUCACCUUCCCUGUGCCUCCUCCUUUGUGCCAGGGGCUUACCCCCUUCUCCCUCUUCUCAGUUCCUGCUUGGGAUAUUUUGGGUGCAGAAGUCCUCCCCCCAGCUCAGAAGGUUCAGUAGUAUGGGGAGGUGAGAUUGUAUCGCAGCCUGAUACAGCUUCUUGGGCAAGCCACUGACGAAACAGUCGCCUGCAAAUGAAUUCAAUGAACCCCAUGAAACCAUCUCAUCCAGGCACAGGACACAGUGAUGGUUCAUUUGCAUACGACUCUGUUCCCUGGCAACCAAACACCAAUCAGCCUGCAGGAUCGCUCUCCGUAGUAACCACCGUCUGGGGUUUGAGCAACACGUCGCAGAGCCAGGAGCAUCUUGGGAAUCCCAUGGUGCCCAGCGGUGGCCCCACAGGAGGUGGAGGCAUGCCAGGUCUGGCUGGCAACGGCGGGGGAAUCGGAAGCCCUCAGUACAUUAAUCAGCAAGGGUUUCCAGAAAAUGGCGCUGGAAAAGGUUAUAUGCCACAAAACAUGUAUGGACGUGGGGGAUAUCCAGGAGGCUCGGCCUAUAGUAACAGUUACCCUGGCGGCCCCACAGCUGGCGGUGGAAUGGGCAUGGCUCAGCACUCCGGACGCGGCCCCACAGACUUCACACAGGCGGCAGCUGCAGCAGCUGUGGCCGCGGCCACGGCCACAGCAACUGCGACAGCGACUGUGGCUGCACUGCAGGAGAAACAGACCCAGGAGAUGAAUCAGUAUGGCGGGGUGGGACCUACUCAUAACUUUGGUGGCCAGUUCUUACCUCACUCUGGUCCCCGUGGACCCUCCAUCCAGGGUGGAAUGACAUCUGGGGGUAUGGGAUCAGUCAUGGGACCUGCAGGAAUGGCUCAGAUGAGUAUGAAUUCUGCAAGAGCACAAAGUAUGAAUCAAGUGUAUAGUGGGCAAAGAAUACCACCCCAUGGCUACCCUGGGCAACUCCAAGGCCAGCAGAUGUCACGUCAGGGAGUAAAGAGGACCUACUCCAAUGAGGGCUACGCUCCUCAACAGUACAUACAAGGCGGACAGUAUCCACCCCACGGGGGUCAGUAUGCACCAUCUACACCACAGCAAUCUGCCCCAUCCCCUUCCUAUCCUGGGCAUCGUGUACAGCAGAAUAUGUCGCAGUACAUGCCCCAGGCAGGUCCUGGAGGCCAUUUUUAUAAGCUUACAGAUCAAUACAAUGGACAGAGCAAUAACUUCAAUGGUGGAAACUUUGCAUAUAGUCAGACGAUGAGUGGGCCAGGACGCCCCAUGCCUGGAUAUCCCAGCUCUCCCCUGCCUGGAAAUCCCACGCCACCCAUGACUCCAGGAAGCAGUGCUCCACCCUAUAUGUCACCAGGUCAAGACGUCAAGUCCCCAUUUCUGCCUGAUAUCAAACCGACACACAACUCUCUGCACCAGUCUCCCACAGGUGCCUCCAAUGAUGAGCUGAGGCUGACCUUUCCGGUACGGGAUGGGAUUGUCCUUGAACCCUUUAGAUUGCAGCACAACCUGGCGGUCAGUAACCAUGUAUAUCACCUGCGGGAAUCCGUGUAUAAGACGCUUAUGAUGAGGCCUGAUCUUGAGCUGCAGUUUAAAUGUUACCACCAUGAAGAUCGACAGAUGAACACCAAUUGGCCUUGUUCUGUACAAGUUAGCGUGAACUCCACACCACUGAGUAUUGAGCGGGGGGACAACAAAACUUCCCAUAAGCCUCUCUACCUGAAGCAGGUGUGCCAGCCUGGCCGGAACAGCAUCCAGAUCACUGUCAGCGCCUGCUGCUGUUCUCAUCUGUUUGUUCUCCAACUGGUUCACCGACCAUCUGUAAGAUCUGUCCUCCAGGGUCUGAUAAAGAAGAGGCUGCUCCCUGCAGAACAUUGCAUCACAAAAAUUAAAAGAAACUUCAGCAAUGGCAGCAUCCCCGGGACUCCUGGGCCUAAUGGGGAGGAUGGUGUGGAACAGACGGCUAUCAAGGUGUCCCUAAAAUGUCCAAUCACCUUCCGAAGAAUUCAGCUCCCUGCCAGGGGCCAUGAUUGUAGACACAUCCAGUGCUUUGAUCUGGAAUCGUACCUGCAGCUGAACUGUGAACGUGGGACCUGGAGAUGCCCUGUGUGCAAUAAAACCGCCCUAUUAGAGGGCUUGGAAGUUGACCAGUACAUGCUGGGAACCUUGCUGUAUAUCCAGAACUCUGAUUAUGAAGAGAUUACUAUUGAUCCCUCCUGUUGCUGGAAGCCUGUCCCUGUGAAGCCAGACACCCACAUCAAGGAAGAAGCAGAUGGACCAGUACUGAAGCGUUGUCGGAGCCUGAGCCCAGCACACAUGGUUAUGCCAAAUGUUAUGGAAAUGAUCGCUGCACUGGGACCAAAUUCUUCUCCCUUCAAUAGUAUGCAGUCAGGUGGUGUGCGAUCAGACUACGGCGGCCAACAGGGCCCAACUUUCCAGAAUCAAGGGGGAUUUCCUGAAGGCGGCUUCCCGUCCUCUAACCCAAGCACGCCCACAAUGAAUGACUUCACCCCGAAUGGUCCGCCACCCAUCUCCUAUCAGUCUGACAUUCCAAACCAGAUGAUGAACCAGGAAAAGAGCGGAGGUCCACCCUUAAGUGGGCAGGUCCCUCCUACAGGGCGGAUAGACGCAUCACACAAUCCCUCCCAGUCACUUCAUACCGCCAACCUCAACAGUCAAUCCCCGCAGCAGCUUCACCAUCGGAACCCGCAGCGGCAGACAUUGGCUCAGCCUGGCAGCGAUCUGGCUUUUAAUCCUUCAGUGGGAAUCCCAGCUGGAGGCGAUGUGAGCGAACCCUCCCUUGAUCUUCUCCCCGAACUGACAAAUCCGGACGAGCUGCUCUCCUACCUUGGACCCCCGGACCUUCCAAGCAGCGGGAACGAUGACCUCCUGUCCUUGUUCGAGAAUAACUGAUUCAAGAUUUUAUUUUAAUUUUUAAUUUUUUUUAAUUUCUUCCUCGUGCCCAAAUUUUAACGAAAUGGAUGACUGGGUGCAGUGCUGAGCACAAGACUUGAUCUGGAUCCGGACUGUUCACCUCCAUAGAUGAACACAGACUCUCCAGAUCAUUGCACUAUUGUAAACCUGCAGCGCUGCCCCGGAAAAUUUUAAAGAGACACUCUGCGGAUUAGGAAUACGUUAACUUUUGUGAAUAGAAAUUGUCGACUAUGUUAUCUGCAGAUCUCCAUUUCAAAGAAACCAGCAAUGUUCCUCUUUUAUUAAUACCUCUGCUACCAGGCAAAGGUGCCACGUGCCGGCUGACUUGUGUACAUGCCCAUUUUUUUUGCCACAAAGCACCAGCCUGAGAGUUUGUUGCAGGGCCGGUAGCCCAUUUUAUUAUAGGGGGACACCCAGUCCGUGGGUGAUGGAAGCUAAGAGCACAACGCCGGUGUGUGUACUAGUCUACACACUACUUCUUCUUUCCCCCCCCUAUCUUUUUGUAAUGUAAAGAUACAUAGAUUGCGUGUGUGUGUAUACAUGUAUAAUAUUGCUGGUCCAUAAGUCAUAACUCAUUCCUUUUUGUGGGGCGGGAGGGUGGUUUGGUUUUAAAGGACACUGUAAGAUCCUGGUGCCACACUUCAUUAUAUUUCCUACCGUCUCAGCCAUAGCCUGAGGUGACUUUGCUACGUAUAUCUAUCUAUCUUAUACAGGAGCUGACCCCCUGUAGUUAACGUGUCCUUGUCGUUGUAUGUUAUUUCCGAUAUUAAAGCUUCAGUAGCCUGGGCAGCGCCACCCACUGUACAUGCAAUAAUCAAGGGCCUGCAGCCUUGCAACACCUGCAUUAUUCGCUCUGCAGCAGAGCGGGAAUCUGUGUACAGUAUAUAAAUAUAUAUAUUUAUAUAUAUAUGUUUUGUGUGAUAAUAUCACAUGACUGCGGGAAGGAUGCAGCAUGUACAUACAUUUCUUACAUUUAGCUGUCGCCUGCACAGUGGGGAGAGGGGUAGUCCCUUGGAGAUCGAGGCUUAAUGUACAAGAUGUUCAGAUCUCAGCGAUUCGCCUUAGGCUUUGAAGGGAUGAAUUUUCAUGCAACCUGAUGUAGCUAAUAAAACGGCUGCGCGCCCCCCCCCCCCCCCCCUCCCAUCCAACUGUGCAUAGGGCAUGAGCGCACUGCAGACAAAUGGUCAGUGAUUUGCAUAGACCAUCUAUGAUGCGGCUGAGACCCACGCUGAUUAGCCAUAGCUGUUUUUAUUUAUUGUUCUAGAUUAUUUCUGGACUUUGUUUCUGGAUUUCUAAAAAAGUAAAAAUUCCUGCAAAUUGUUUUUAAAUAAGCCAUGAAGGAGUCUGAGUGAGGUAUGGCGACGAAGUGGGGGGUGG
Bufo bufo (common toad) is the source of this 4526-nucleotide messenger RNA. RefSeq names its product zinc finger MIZ-type containing 2 (gene ZMIZ2). Lineage: Eukaryota; Metazoa; Chordata; Amphibia; Anura; Bufonidae. The record is from RefSeq and is a predicted model, not a curated record. Gene Ontology annotation, biological process: protein sumoylation; regulation of transcription by RNA polymerase II. The transcript is spliced from 19 exons. The coding region runs from base 402 to 3128 and encodes 908 amino acids. Gene Ontology annotation, molecular function: SUMO ligase activity; zinc ion binding.